AUGAUGAUAUGUGAUCUCUUGGAUACAACCACACACACACGCACACACACACAAACCACCAGGCAUUGCUGCUACCCAGCUGAGCAAAAUGUCUUUCUCCUAGCAGCGGUGCUCAUCAUAGCUUUCAAAUCCUUGACGAUGUGGCCAUGCUUUCCCCUCUGCCUUCUACUUUCUCUCUGUUUCUGCCUGCUCUUCCUGCCCUUGGGGCAUCUUUGCCCUCCUCUCUGUAGCUGUAUGGACUCCCACACUAUAGACUGCAGGGAUCAAGGACUCCCCAGGGUUCCUAAUCUGUUUCCACUGGACGUACGGAAACUUCUCAUAGCUGACAACAACAUUCAGGUGAUACCGGCUGAUUUCUUUAUAUUUUAUGGAGAUCUAGUCUACUUGGACUUCAGGAAUAACUCAAUCACCUCCUUAGAAGAGGGCACUUUCAGCAGUUCCACCAAGCUGGUGUUUUUAGACCUAAGCUACAAUAAUUUAACGCAGCUUGAUGCUGGGAUAUUCAAGUCGGCAGAGAAGCUGAUAAAAUUAAGCCUUGGGAACAAUAACCUAGUGGAUGUGGACGAGGCUGCUUUUGAGAGCCUGGAACAGCUCCAAGUGUUAGAACUGAAUGACAAUAACUUGCAGAGCCUCAACGUGGCUGCCCUGGAUGCACUUCCGUCCCUUCGGACUAUACGUCUAGAGGGCAACCCAUGGGUCUGUGACUGUGACUUUGCCAACCUCUUCAGCUGGAUACAAGAGAAUGCAUCCAAGCUUCAGAAAGGUCUACACGAACUCCAGUGUUCCCUGCCUGUGGAAAACAGAAGAAUCUUUCUGGAUGAAUUAUCUGAGGUCAGCUUCAGUGAAUGCAAAUUUAGUUUGUCGUUAACGGAUCUGUUGAUCAUCAUCUUCUCUGGCGUCGCGGUCUCCAUCGCCGCCAUUCUGUCAAGCUUCCUCUUGGCGGCGCUGGUGCAUUGCUUCCAGAGAUGCGCUCCCAGCAAAGAUGAUGAUGACGAAGAAGACAGCGAGGACUGAACCGUUCCUGUAUUUAAAUAUCCCUCAUUUAUAAGUUACUGGAUCAACAGCCAAUGUUGAAGAAGAAGAAGAAGAAGAAGAAGAAGAAGAAAGAAAGAAAAGCGAACCUAGAUCUCUUGACGCUGGAUCUGUUUCUGUAGAGUUCAAUCAAACGUUGCUUUUAAACUCAGGGUGGGGCUAGGGGAGGAAGAAAGGGGGGAAUGAAUCCAAAAGAAGUCCUGGUGUUUGGAAAAGAUUGUCCUCAUGGUAGCAUAUGUACUUAAUAGAUUGUUCUAAUUGCACCCUGAAAAGGGCCCACUAUAUGUAGCAUAAAUACAGAGCUUUCAGUUGGAAAUACAGAAGCAAUUUCAUAUCGGCUCCUCCCUCUACCUGGGGAGGGGGAGAGUCAGGUAAACUUCCCCAACUUCCCAAAUGACCAAAUUCAAUUAAAUUGGUUCAUAGAGUUGUAUAAACCAUUAUAGGAAGUUUGACGUUUUCUUUAUACACAGUGUCUCUGCAAAGAUUGUCUCACAAGUUAGUGCUCUGAGUUAUGGGCCUCAUUCAAGCAUUUUAAAUAAGCCAAUAGUGUUCUAGGUCUCAACAACAACAAAAACCCUCAAGCAUUAGCAGCAGUUAAGCAGCUGCCCAGCAUAUCUUUGGCCAGGGUAUAAAUAAUGAUAGAUUUCCUUUUGGGUUUGGGGGGCAAUGAAGCAAAGACAACCCUUUAGCCCUGCUGGGUGUCAUUAGCCACUUGAACAACUUCACUAUAAUCAGCAGAGGGAUACUCUAACUGGAAUUGCAGUCUGCAUACAGCAAUGUACUGAAAUACUCUGGUGCAUUCGUUCUCCUUCAUUAUAAAUAGAGCUUCAUUAGACCCAAGUUCAUGACCAUGAGACCUGAGCAUGAAGCAGAACACUGGAUUUGAACAUCCCCAAAGAUUGAGAGGUUUCUUCUGAGUUUGUAUUUUAAAAUUGGUUCCCUCAGUUGAACUGGAAAAGCCCCAGUCUUGGGGUAUUUGCAAUCUGGGUCAGAUCUGUCUCUGAGUUUUGAAGCUCAAGGCCAGGCCUAGCUAGAAGUGGGUUCCAAGUUUGAGUAUAUGAAGUUCCCAUUAUGAAAUACAAAACAAACCAUUAAAACAUUCAUACUUAGUGCAAUGGUUAACUCUGGAAAGUUGAGAAAUCACUGGAUCUGGAUUGUGAAUACCCACAAUAUUGGAGAGUUUGGCAUGGAGGUUUUAGCUUGGCUCAACACUGAGACGAGGCCAAGGGUAAAACAAGGCUGUGGAUCGUGGUUCAGAAUACAAAUCACCAUCUGCGUUUAGACACUGAUUCAGUGCAGGAUUUAAAUAUGUGCUGAAGCCCCAAUGAUCUCAGUAGGAUUGACGCACGUGAUUAAGUGUUGUCCUGAAUAAGGAUGCUUUGAUGAAUCAGGGUCUUAGGAGGUACUCUCAUAGCAGAGAUGGCUUCUCCCCCCUCUCUGUCACAGUCAUCCCAACAGCCUUGUCACUGGAUAAAAGGAUUAUGUUAUGUUUCCACGAGGCAGGGAUCACCAGGGAGUUUGUUCAGGAAGGGGGUUGACAUUUAUCAAAGAAUCUUUUAAAUCAUUUAUUUCUUCAGUGAGUCAAUAUUGGAUAAAUAGACAUGAUGAAAAAUUAUGUUUGUAAUGCCCGGAACUGGGGUGAGCUAUUAGAAGAACUGGGGAUCUUCUCCUACUCUUGCUCUGUCAGCAUGACAUAAUCAGUGAAAAUUAUUGGCCAAUAAGGCCCUGAUCUUGCAAGCAGAUCCAGGCGGGCCGAUCCUGGCAUUCACACACCCCUUAUUGACUUCAGUUGGACUUCAAGCAGGAGCAAGGGUCUGCUUGCAGCAUCUGGCUCUAAAUUAUGGUUUUGAAAUACUAAAGGCUAUGUUCUGCUCACAGUUGCACUGGUAUAAAUCCAGAAUAACACCAGUGAAAUCAAUGGAGUUAAUCCAGAUUGGCACCAAUGCAAACAAGAGCAGAAUCUGGCUCUAGGAUACAUCAAUUCUGACUGUAUUAUAGGUCUUGUCAAAACUUGAUUUCAUCUAUAAAAGGGCAGAUAUUUUUGUGAAAAAGAUAAAUGAACAUUUAUUAAAGGAGAUUUUUGGAAUAGCAAUGGACAGCUUUUUUGGACAAGUAUAUUUUUAAAAAAUUUGUCAUGGAAAUAUUUUUUUAAAAAUGUACAUACUGAAAAUAUUAUUUAGAAAAGCUACGAAGACUGAAAAUAGUACAAAAAACCAAAAACAAACGAACAAAAAUAAGUAAAAGCAAGCCAAGAACUAUACGCUGUUGUAGAAGACUCAGAUGUGACCAUAAGUAGCAUCUAACUACUGUAAAAACUGGUAUUGUUUCUGGAAAACAUUUUUUUGCUAUGAUUUUGCCUUGCACAAUUCAUGCGGAUUGAUUUUUAUGGCAAUCAUCCAAAUCCCUUGUAUCUAUAUUGUGUGCUAAUUGCUCAAACAGAUGGGAGUGAAAUUUAAUUUGCCUAUUUGACAGGUCGUGUGGGUCAGUGGAUAGGGAACAAGACUGGGAUUCAAGAGACCUGUGCUCGGUUUCCAACUCUACCAUUGGCCUGCUGUGUGACUUUUGACAGGUCACUUUCCAUCUCUGUGCCUCAGUUUCCCUAUCUGUACAAGGGGGAUUAAUACUUAUUUAUCUUUACAAAGUGCUUUGAGUUCUGUGGGUGAAAAGCACUAUAUCGGGCUAUGUAUUAUUAUUACAUAAGCUAGGCUGGAGCACAAGAUAUACAGUAAGUCUAAUUCUGAUCUUACACCAGUAUAAUUCCAUUGAUCUCGAUGGAGUUACUUCUCAUGUACACCAGGGUGAGAUCAGAAUCAAACCUAGUGUAAUUCAGUUUCUCAUUCCGCCCUAUCUCUCCAGCUUCUUCAACUUGAUGUAAUGUUACAGUUAUAGUCAUAAGACUAUUCUUUCUGGAAAUACACUGAAACAAAAUUAAGUGGUCCAGUCAAAGGAUAUGCUGCAUCAAUUCUCUCUUACUCUCUUCUUGCUCUUUCAAGAAAAUUAAAUGACAUGAUUUUCACUAUGUAGUGCCAUGGUUACAAAUUACACAAAUAUAUUUCUAAUGAAUAUAUUGCUGCUGUUGUUUAUUUGUAUAUGAGAAUGACCCCUCCCCCCCAACAAGCCCCUGA
Messenger RNA from Malaclemys terrapin pileata, 4157 nucleotides. RefSeq names its product leucine rich repeat containing 38 (gene LRRC38). Bases 1 to 1014 code for a protein of 337 amino acids. Lineage: Eukaryota; Metazoa; Chordata; Testudines; Emydidae. Gene Ontology annotation, cellular component: voltage-gated potassium channel complex. The record is from RefSeq and is a predicted model, not a curated record. The transcript has 2 exons. Gene Ontology annotation, molecular function: transmembrane transporter binding; potassium channel activator activity; voltage-gated potassium channel activity.